Molecule: messenger RNA, 918 nt
Organism: Vicia villosa (hairy vetch)
Lineage: Eukaryota; Viridiplantae; Streptophyta; Magnoliopsida; Fabales; Fabaceae
Exons: 2
Coding region: 1-918 (305 amino acids)
Source: RefSeq, a predicted model, not a curated record
AUGGAUAUUUUUAAAAGAUUGCAAAUAAAUGUUCCAUUUUCCGAAGCCUUGGAGCAAAUGCCUAUGUAUUCUAAAUUUAUCAAAGAUGUUAUCACAAAGAAGAGGAGAUUUGAAGAUCAAGAUGUGGUAACCAUGAACUCGUGUUGUAGUGCUAUAAUUCAAAGUACUCUACUGAAAAAAGAAAGCGAUCCAAGAAAAGUUACUCUACUGGUGACCAUUCGAAGUGUCUAUGUCGGUAAAGGGUUAAUAGAUUUGGGUUCUAGCAUUAGUUUGAUACCAUUAUCUCUUGUGAAAAGAUUGGGAAAUAUAGAGUUGAAAUCUACAAGGAUGACUUUGCAAUUGGCCGACAAGUCCACCACUCAUCAUAUAGGGAUUAUGAAAGAUUUGUUAGUUAAAGUUGAUAAGUUCUUUUUCCCGGUCGAUUUUGUGGUGAUUGAUAUGGAGGAAGAUUUUGACACACCUCUAAUACUUGGAAUACCUUUCAUGAAGACCGCUCGGAUGAUGAUCGAUAUCGAUGACGGUCUAAUGAAAGUGAGAGUUUUGGAUGAAGAAGUGUGUUUUAAUCUCUUUGAAGUAAUGAAGCAUAAAAAUGAUACAAAUGAAGAAAAAGAAGUGGAGGAAUGCUUGAAGGAAUUGGAAGCAUUAGAAGAAAGUUCUCUUUUGGAAGAGGUGGUUGAAGAAUUAAAGAUGCCAAUUGCAAAAGAGGAGAAUAAACUUGAAUUGAAAAUGUUUCCUUCACACUUGAAGUAUGUGUUCCUCGAGAAAAAUGAAAAUAAGCCGAUUAUAAUUAGCAAUGCCCUUUCUAAGGGUGAAGAAGAAAAAUUGCUUGUGGUCUUAGAAAAAAAUCAAGAAGCUAUGGGAUGGACUCUUUCCGAUCUCAAAGGAAUUAGUCCCUCCUUUGUAUGCAUAAUAUUUUGA